CAUCUCCAGUCGGAACGCCUUACAAUCUUUUUGGAAUCCAGUUGAACCGGUGACAGUUGUGCCUCAUCACUCACAAUGGUCCGAACAGCCCUGCCAGCUCAGCUUCAGGAGUCUCCAGAAGACUCGUCUAUGCACGACGGAUUAUUCAAGGAAGACAACACCGUUCCGCCCAAACAAGACCGAAUCCUCCCCCUCUUCAGUCUCAAGGGUAAGACGGCUAUCAUCUCAGGAGCCGGCGCCGGCAUUGGAUAUGCUGUGGCACAAGGCUUCGCCGAAGCGGGCGCCAACGUAGCAAUCUGGUAUCACGGCAACAAAAAAGCGAUUGAAAAGGCCAAAGCCAUCGAGCAAGAAUUCGGCGUCAAAUGCAAAGCCUAUCAAACAGAUGUCACGGACUUUGCAGAUACGAAGCGCGUCAUCCAUGAAAUCGUACAAGAAUUCAAUGGUCGUCUUGACAUUUUUGUGGCUAAUGCUGGCAUCCCUUGGACCCAGGGACGAAUGAUCGAUGGCCAAUUGGAUCAUUACCAUAAAGUUGUUUCCACUGAUUUGGAUGGUGUUUUUUACUGCGCCAAAGCUGCGGGCGAGAUUUGGAGGAGACAGUAUACGUCGGGAGUCGACGCUUUCGGUUCACCAUUGCAAAACUACAGCUAUGGAUCAUUCAUCGCUACGGCUUCUAUGAGUGGUCACAUUGCCAACAUCCCUCAACUUCAAGCCGCUUACAAUGCUGCAAAAGCGGGCGUGAUACACUUGUGCAGGUCUUUGGCGGUGGAGUGGGUGAAAUUUGCGAGGGCGAACAGUGUCAGUCCGGGAUAUAUGGCGACCGAGAUUUCGGAUUUCAUACCACCGAAGACGAAGAGGAUUUGGCAUGGGAAGAUCCCCAUGGGUAGGGAAGGAGAGGCUAGUGAGCUGAAGGGAGCAUAUCUUUACUUGGCGAGUGACGCGAGCUCAUACACUACUGGCACUGAUAUUGUUGUCGAUGGAGGAUAUUGUGCCGUUUAAGCAGGCCACCUGGAGAUGGGGAUCGUAGCUCAAGAAUGUCAGGUUGAAGAAAAGUUGUAUAGCAGGGCUCUGCUUUCUUUGUGUUUAUAUGUACGUACUGACAGUGCUCCGGCAUCGCUGCCUUUGUCCAGUUCUCAGCACAUUAACCGAGUCAUAGUCUAGUUAGCCCAGCAAUCAAGUAUUGGCGUAGAUGUG
This is a messenger RNA of Pseudocercospora fijiensis CIRAD86, 1191 nucleotides long. RefSeq lists its product as uncharacterized. The transcript is spliced from 2 exons. Gene Ontology annotation, cellular component: intracellular anatomical structure. NCBI's taxonomy places the organism in Eukaryota, Fungi, Ascomycota, Dothideomycetes, Mycosphaerellales, Mycosphaerellaceae. Bases 76 to 996 code for a protein of 306 amino acids. Gene Ontology annotation, molecular function: oxidoreductase activity, acting on NAD(P)H, oxygen as acceptor. The record is from RefSeq and is a predicted model, not a curated record.